Gaeumannomyces tritici R3-111a-1 is the source of this 708-nucleotide messenger RNA. RefSeq lists its product as hypothetical. NCBI's taxonomy places the organism in Eukaryota, Fungi, Ascomycota, Sordariomycetes, Magnaporthales, Magnaporthaceae. The record is from RefSeq and is a predicted model, not a curated record. The transcript is spliced from 4 exons. The coding region runs from base 79 to 708 and encodes 209 amino acids.
GAAAAAAGCCAACAACGCCCAUACGACGCAGAAUUGUCACCAAAAAUCACACCGCAAACCCCCAAAAAAAGAACAACCAUGCGUUUAACUCACCUUGCUUCGCCGGCCGCGCUGCUGCUGCUCGCCGCCGGCCCGCAGGCCGUCCUCGUUGUCGCCAAGCCGUCGCCGAUCGUUCCCCGCGACGAUGCGGUCUCCACCGGCGCCAUGGGAAACAUGACGUGGGAGGGCGAGCUGGAGCCGGGCAAGGGCAAGGUCACACUGACCGGCCCGACGUUUGAGAACAUCGAGCAGCAGGCCAGGCAGCUCAACGAGACCUACUCCAUCUUCAACUUCAACCGUCCCCAUGCCGAAAUGGCCAAGUUUGCCGAGGCCGAGGCCGCUCCUGCUGGCGUUCGCUCGCACGACUGCAUGCGCUACAAGCUCCCGAUCGCGCGGAUCCCGUGGAUCCUCGACAGCGCCGAGACGCUGCGCAGGGCCGGGGGCACGUGCACCCUCACGGGCAAGCUCUGCACCCGCGCCGCGUGCCAGUGGGGCUCGGGCAUCUUCUGGUGCAACGACAACGUCGGCACCCUGGCCGUCCCGUGCGCCACCAUCGGCGAGCGCGCCAUCUACCUCGAGGAGCGCUGCACCAACAACGUCCACUUUAUGCAGGGGAGCGUCACCGACGACUGGAACUGGCGCACCAUCGUCCACGGCGACAACUGCUGA